UGACAAAUGUGGUCAGCUUGGUUUGGCCUCAUUGGCGUUAGGUGCAAAAAACAGGCCGGUGCUAAUCCAUAAAAGCACAAAAUCAACAUUUACAGUGACUGUUGAGUUCUUGCUCACCUUCAGACUACAGUUGAGCUGACAGCGAUGAAUCGUGAAGGUUACCAGAUUGAGAGUGUUCCAUUGCAGGGGAGGUAUGAUGGACAGCCUGGAGGACCUAGAGUGGUCCAGUGCACCACUGUGAACAUCAGCACUGAGCCCCCCAAGGACCACAUCAUCUGGUCACUCCUCUGCUUUAUGUACUCAAACCCCUGCUGCCUUGGACUGGCGGCUCUCAUCUUCUCUAUCAAGGCCAGAGACCGGAAGGUGGCUGGAGAUCUGGAGGGCGCCCGACAAUACGGCUCCACUGCCCGCUGCUUCAACAUCGUGGCCACAGUCCUGUUUUCCAUCAUGGUCCUUAUUUUCAUUAUUACAAUCACUGCCGUGCUCGUACAGAUUAAUGAGGCGUACAGAAGUUACAGCAGAUACCACACAUACAACUCCGGUUACAAUCACAGAGGCUAAAUUUCAAAUAGUGUUGGAGUUGCCUACUGCUGUGGCUUAGUGAUGCUUGUUGUUCUCUGCUUUAUGGUUAUGGCACAAACUGUAACCUUUUAUGCCCUUUUACUUAUAUCCUCAGUUAAAACAGAUACUUAUUUCUAUGUUUGUUACAAAAGUCUUGGAACUCAUCCAUGUUUCC
This is a messenger RNA of Sebastes umbrosus (honeycomb rockfish), 736 nucleotides long. Its product is annotated as dispanin subfamily A member 2b-like. NCBI's taxonomy places the organism in Eukaryota, Metazoa, Chordata, Actinopteri, Perciformes, Sebastidae. The record is from RefSeq and is a predicted model, not a curated record. Bases 145 to 561 code for a protein of 138 amino acids. Gene Ontology annotation, cellular component: plasma membrane. The transcript has 2 exons.